This is a messenger RNA of Bombyx mandarina (wild silkworm), 1996 nucleotides long. RefSeq names its product opsin, ultraviolet-sensitive. NCBI's taxonomy places the organism in Eukaryota, Metazoa, Arthropoda, Insecta, Lepidoptera, Bombycidae. Gene Ontology annotation, cellular component: membrane. Gene Ontology annotation, molecular function: G protein-coupled receptor activity. The record is from RefSeq and is a predicted model, not a curated record. Gene Ontology annotation, biological process: G protein-coupled receptor signaling pathway; visual perception.
AUGUGUAGUAGUGCUUUCACAAUUUUGUUAUUUAUAUCUACAAGUAAUAUCCAAAUUACAAGUAUGGAUACAGUGCCAAAAGGUAUAAACAAUUUAACGUAUUUGAAAAGAGAUGAUCAUGCUCUAUUCAGUUCUAAAUAUGACGAUGAAACUCUUACGAAAGGUGACUUAAAAUUGUGGAAAAGACGUCGCAGAAUGUCUGAAAUUUUGGACAGAAGAUCAAAUGUAAGCGGUGAGGUCAAAGAAACUAGACUACCAAUAAAGUAUUCCAAGUACGAAGUGAAUGAAUUGGUUUCAUCGGAAGCUAACAACGAGGUAUUAAUAAAAAAAUUCAAAGAACUUUGGCCAGUAAAUUUAUGGCGUCGCUUUGGCCUGUUUACCGAUGAUUAUCUACACUUGGUGAAUCCAUACUGGCUGAGCUUCGCCCCGCCACAUCCUUUACUGCAUUAUGGCCUCGGUGCAUUCUACAUCAUGAUGACCACUGUUGGGUCCACUGGCAAUGCUUUGGUGAUGUUCAUGUAUUUUAGAUGCCGUUCCCUGAGAACGCCGGGAAAUAUUCUAGUUGCAAAUCUAGCAUUGAGUGAUUUUAUGAUGCUUGCGAAGACACCUAUUUUUAUAUUUAAUUCGUUUAACCUCGGACCAGCUUUAGGCAAAACUGGUUGCGUUAUUUAUGGAUUUGUUGGUGGGUUAACAGGAACUACGUCAAUAGCAAUCCUAACCGCAAUAUCCUUAGAUCGGUACUGGGCGGUCGUGCGGCCAUUGGAACCACUACGAGCUCUGACUGCCAUCCGUGCUCGACUCAUGGCAAUAGCUGCAUGGAUUUACGCUACAUUAUUUGCCAUAAUUCCAGCCUUGGAUAUAGGUUACGGUCGCUACGUGCCCGAAGGAUUCCUGACAAGCUGUAGUUUUGAUUAUCUAACUGAAGAACUUCCGCCUCGCUAUUUCAUUUUUGUAUUUUUUUGCGCAGCCUGGCUCGCGCCUUUCUGCACCAUAUCGUACUGUUAUAUAAGCAUAUUUCGGGUUGUCGUAUGUAGUCGAAAUAUUACUACAAAAAAUCAAGAACAACGGCUCUCCACGAGACAUGUAAAGGAGCGAACAAAACGUAAAGCUGAAAUCAAACUUGCCUUUUUGGUUAUAGUUGUUAUUGCAUUGUUUUUUAUUUCAUGGACACCGUAUGCUAUUGUUGCACUUUUAGGAAUAUUUGGAAAAAAGGAUCUUAUCAAACCGCUAACAUCCAUGAUACCUGCAUUAUUUUGUAAAACAGCCGCUUGUAUUAAUCCUUUCAUUUAUAUCAUUACUCAUCCUAAAUUUCGAAAGGAAUUCAAGAGAAUGUUGUCCAGAGAUAAAACAGAACGAAGUGGAACAAUAAAAACUAUUGGAUAUUAUACUGAAGCGAGUAAAUUCCAUCGUCCUAGUAAGGACUUCAGUGACACUGAAGUUGAAAUCGUUGAAAUGAAAGAUAUACCGUACCGAAAUGAAGACACAACUAACACAGUUGAAGAAAAAAUUAAUACGGUGUCUGCUAAAUUAGCUAAACGAGAAGGAUCGCAAAAAUCGCAAAGUAGUAUCAGCAUGAAAAGUUUCGAAGAAAACGUUGUGAGUCCCCCUUCGUGGUAUUGUAAACCGAAAUUCGCCAAAAAAAAGAGUUUCCAUCGUCGUUCUACACAUAGUAUGGUUUCUCAAAAUACCGAUCCAACUGUCUAAUUAAGCAUAUCCAUUUAAUUAAGCGCUAGUAUCGUAGUAAUAUUACAUGUCGUAGCUGCUAGUGAAAUUGGAUAAAUAAUAUAUUGUCACGAAAAUAAUGUGGGCACCUAACGACUAAUUAGGUAUACUAUAUUAUCCCAAUUUUUAUUUCUUAAAUGAGCAGUUUGCAAUUUCUCACACGAAGAACACAGAGAAAAACUCACAGAAGUUGUUUCCUACACAGGAUUUGUCUUAAUCGGACCACAGAGAGGUUUGUUUACAUUUUAAUUUAUUUUUUCUAAUAAUUAAAAUU